AUGAAUGCGGCAGGGAGGCACUCUGUCUUCACUCAUGUUGGAGGUGGGAACGACUUCAAAAAUCCUCUGUCACUGCUCACUCGGCAGGCAGCGUCAUUUACAUCUUGCUCAACGGUUACAGCCAGCUCCCACAAUCACCUUGGGGAAAUGCUUCCACCGCCAGAAGUGGGCGUACCGAAACCCAGUACCUGUAUCGUUCAGAUCGAAACUGACGACGUCUCGGCUAAUACUUCGGUCUCCCCCACUAGCUGUCCUUCGAAUAGCCUAUGUUACGCUACACCGUAUGGCAAACCCCCUUCGGUUGCAGGCACUAUGGAAUUGUUUGCAACGCUGGAUGUACCAAGCCCCGAGAAGCACCACUUUCGACUGUCUGAUCACGCCUCAGUUACAUCUGUACAGAUAAAGCCGGAAGGAAAAUUUAGCCAAAAUAUUCCUAUCACUGGUCCGGACAACCCAGAGACGUAUUGGAAACAGAUAGAUGAUCUGCUUUUUUCGAAUUCACUCGGAAACUUUGGCCGCUGUCUGGCCAAUGCAGUUAACGACACUCACAAACAUCGUGUUGCUCUUCAGACUACCAGUGAUCGCAUAGACGUCGGUCAACACCCGCUGUCAACUGGUAACUGCCGAUACAAUAGCGAAAACUGCUCAGUAUCGUUUUGGGCCGAAUUGCAUAAGGUCUUCAUGAGCCAAAUGAAAAAUCGUAGAAAUGAAUGCUCAAAUGAGAAGGUCAACCGCUUCCGUUGGGAUCAGUCAACCAUCAGUAGAUAUCCCACUUCCAAGUUCAUUCCCUUUUAUAGGGCCACCUCGUCUCAUUUGAGGCAUCAGCCCAAUAUACCAAGGCCAGAGGCCAGCAAUCCCUUAUUGAAUGGAACUGCACCGCUAGUUGGGAACGGAACAAAAAGAAAACAAAUAGUGGAUGGAAUUUCCGACCGGAUUCCGUUGGUCACCUCCUCGAGAUGGCUGCUUAGAUCGUCCGAAAUAAAACUGAAAGGGAGGGGCCGUCGUGUGAACAGAAAAACCGAAGCAAGAGUAGACAGUCAGUUAUGUCAGCAAAUUCGAAGAAACCGAAAAGAGAAACUACGUCGCAUAUGCAGUCCCUUUCUCCAAGGAACUAAAGAAGGACCGCUGGAUUUGAGGUCACCCGUAGUUACCCAUUCCCGUAUUGACGGUGCACGAAACGGCAGGCCGGUUACACAAAGUCGAAACGAAGUGCUCAGGCCAUUAUGGCCAGUUGAGGAUGCACACCGAUUUUGUUCAAUCGACUUCCUUAAGGCACAUUUUAACUGGCUCCAACAAAGACGAAUUGUUGCGGGCCAGCUCAUCAAACCCGCAUUAAGUGAGUCUUCACUAAUGUUUUAUUUGUUGAUGCUUGUCUCUCUGGUCAUGCUACAGUAG
Dicrocoelium dendriticum is the source of this 1395-nucleotide messenger RNA. The record is from the annotation of a GenBank genome assembly. NCBI's taxonomy places the organism in Eukaryota, Metazoa, Platyhelminthes, Trematoda, Plagiorchiida, Dicrocoeliidae.